GACUGGCUCUAGCCCAUAAAAAUAGCAUGUCGGUCAAAACUUUAACCUAAAUGCCGAUUGAUCUUCAGCCUUACCAAACCACUAAAAAUUCCAACAAACGAUCUGAUUGAACUACGACUCUACUUACAACCCAGCCCAGCCUCGAACAGCUCAAACAAUAUAUCGCGUUUAUACAAUCCCAUAUCGAUAUCAUUAUCCACAUCCAUAGCCACUCGACAAGAUGAGCGGUCCCGUCCACGACAUCCAAGCCCCUGGUAUCCAGGCACAGGGCGAAAUAUUAUUUCACAUGCGAAGAGAAGUCGCGCAGCUACUCAAUCGAUCCAAUCCCAGUUUCCCCGGCGCACAGCCUGUCAGUUUUACCAGACGUCAUCUCGAUGAAUUGACGCGACAAGAUUAUUACGUGUGCGAGAAAUCAGAUGGGUUUCGCUACUUACUCUAUCUGACCGACGAUGAGGCCCACGAAGAAUGUCAUUAUUUGAUCGAUAGAAGGAAUGAUUACUGGUAUGUACCUAAAGGGAGUCUUCAUUUUCCUAUUCCUCGCGACAUCGAAGGAUUCCAUAGAAAGACUUUGAUUGAUGGGGAAUUGGUCAUGGACAAGACCCCAAACGGGAUGCAGCCGAAAUUCCUCGUCUUCGAUUGUAUGGUGUUGGAUGGGAACAGUCUUAUGAAUCGCACACUCGACAAACGACUUGCAUAUUUCUCGGAAAGGAUCUUUUCGCCGUACCAAGAUCUCUUGCGCAACUUCCCUCAAGAGAUACCUUACUUCCACUUCUUGAUGGAGUUGAAGCGAAUGGAAUUUGGCUAUGCGAUGGAAAUGAUGUUUCGACAAACUCUACCAAACUUGCCGCAUGGAAACGAUGGCUUGAUUUUCACAUGCAGGAGUUCGGAAUACAAACAUGGAACAGAUCAAAACAUAUUGAAAUGGAAACCCGAAAACGAGAAUAGUAUCGAUUUUAAACUCGGGCUCGAUUUUCCCACCGUUGAGCCCGAUGCUAUGGAUCUCGCAGAAGGAAAUACAGAGCCAUACAUUGAUUACGAUGCCAUUCCGGUUUGCAACCUAUCCGUCAAUGCAGGCAAUGGAAAGGAUGAAUGGUAUGGAACUAUGCAUCUAGAACCAGAGGAAUGGGAGAAGUUGAAGGAACUCAACGAACCGCUCAACGACCGAAUAGUAGAAUGUUACAUGGACGACAAGAAAAGAUGGAGAUACAUGAAGUUCAGAGAUGACAAGGAGGUUGCAAACCAUACAAGUACAGUGGAGAGCGUUAUUGAAAGUAUCCGGGAUCGUGUAACGGAGAAGGAUUUAAUUGCCGCUGCACCUCGAAUUAGGGAUGCAUGGAAGAGGAGAGAUGCGGAGAAGAAAGCUGCUGCCGCUGCCGCUGCCGCUGCAUAAGUAUGUAAUGGGAAUCUCAUUGAUAGCGAAGGGUAUGAAAAUCGUAUUAGGCAUGUUUCUUUUGGAGACGAUCUUCAGGCGUUAGGCAAACGGAAAAGAAUCCUUAAUUGUACCUUAUUGUAUAUUACAUGGAACAGCUGUUACCGUCUGGUGCAAGCGAAAGGGGAAUGGAGCAAACGAUAGGAAAUGAUACCCUUUGAUGACUAUUGAUGUUCA
Molecule: messenger RNA, 1606 nt
Organism: Botrytis cinerea B05.10
Lineage: Eukaryota; Fungi; Ascomycota; Leotiomycetes; Helotiales; Sclerotiniaceae
Gene: Bcceg1
Product: Bcceg1
Exons: 1
Coding region: 221-1390 (389 amino acids)
Biological process (GO): 7-methylguanosine mRNA capping
Cellular component (GO): mRNA capping enzyme complex
Molecular function (GO): ATP binding; mRNA guanylyltransferase activity
Source: RefSeq, a predicted model, not a curated record